CCUUUUCAAUUUGUGAUCUCAUGAAAUGAACUGAACUUGAGUUACAUUGAUAAAGAGAAGUGAAUCUAAAUACUUUACAUAAAUUUGAUACAAUAUUGAGUGCACUACAUGUAUUUUGUAACAUUGCCCAUCAGAGCCAGUCCGCCAACAAUUGCUGCAUAGCUGCAUGCAACAUCUAAAAAAGUAGGCAGUUAGGCACAGACCUACAUGUAUUCAAACAUUGACCGAGGCAGGACAGGUCAUCAGAGCGCAUCAGUUGCUAAGGCAACGCCACAUGAAAGCAAAAGUCACAUCAGCAUUUUGUAUGAGCAUAAACGUCAUCUUUUGUGCAGCUUCGAGAAAAGCUUUUAAAGAGACAGUGAAAACUAUGGCUCCAAUACAUAGAUUCCUGAGUGUUGAUUUGAAUACUGAACAGAGAUGUUAUCAGAGAAAAACGUGUAUAUAUGUACUUGAUUAGAAAUACAUGUACAUGUAGUAAUGAAGUAAACAGCCAGGAUGAUUUUCCAUUGAGUGGAUUGAAUGGAUUUUCAUAUGGUGGUUCUGACAUAUUUGUUGGACAUAGUUUAAACUUUGACACCUGCAGAGCCUAAAUACAUAUCGAGAAGAGAAAAGUUUAGCAGUUUCUGGAAAAUGAAUAAAGUGUCAGUCAGCCUCUGUCAUGACUCUUGGGAAAACUGGAUAAUAUCAGAGGAUGGUGUUCCCCAAAGACAAUUUUGUGAAAUGACCACCAGUAAGCCAGAUGGAUCAACUGAAUUAUGCCACAACCCAUUUAGGCCUCCACGUGAUGUCCAUGACAGACCAAGCAAACCCAAAAAUGUCAGGAUGACAGACUACAACAAGAAUAUCCAGCCAUCAGAUGCAUUGUCAGAGGUUCAGCAGUACACCUGUGUCAACAUCACAUUUAAUUUGGAAGAAUAUGCCGCACGUAAUAUAAAAGGGCUGCAGUUCUCGUUACGGUCAAUGUCAAUAAUUGACAUGAACAAGUUCUACUGCUUCAACUUGAAUUUCAGCGAGACCGGCCUGAACUAUUUUGCAGUUUUGGAUACAAAUGACAAUCAGGUGGAUAUAACCUUCUCAUGCUUUUGUGGGUUGAUGCCUGGUAGACAGUAUGAUGUUGGUGUACGAACAAUGCCUGUGGAUAUUAUUGGCAGCAGUCAAUAUGACACUAUUGUAGUUAUUCCUCAUAUUCCUCCCGGGUGUAACGAUGCUACAAAAACAAAAGACGUCCGAUGUCAAAAGAGUGCGGCAGCACGAUGGGCGCCAAACUGUGUGAACAUCAAGCAGAACACCAGCACACUUGACUACCAGGGAGACUACGAUAUCAUCGAAGUUGCCUUCGAUGUGGCCCCAGAUAGCUACUGCCUCGAUGUUUAUGAUGUGUUUGUGUAUCAAGAUAAACCAGUCCAGCUGAUCGAUUUGUCUUUAAUAGAUAUGAGCACCAUGAUAACUGUGAAUCGGAGUUGCAAUGAGCUACAUGGUAGGAAUGUGCCCUUCGUUAUAGUUCAUCUCAAUUCCAAGCAUUCCUCCCGAAGUGGAACUUCAUGGCCUCUUGACAAAGAAUUUUAUAUUGCCAUACAACCAUAUUCCUUCACAUGCAAGAAAUGCAAGAAUGCAGAUGGAUCAAACACAGGAUGCAAACGGACUUUCACUAAGAAUUUCAGUAUAAUUGAGAAUCCAUGCAAAGACAAUCCAUGUGGCCAACAUGGACUGUGCAAGUCAGAAGCAGACCGUUACCACUGCGUGUGCUCACCAGGAUAUAUGAUGUGGAAUGGUACUUGCUUAGUGGACCCGUGUAGGAGUGGAAUCAACUUCACCAAUCCCUGUCAACAUGGGGAGUGCAGUUACACACCAGCGAGAGACCACUACGUGUGUUAUUGCAAUGAGAACUAUUUGAAUGUGGGGAAGACGUGCUUAUCUGAUCCAUGUUCAAAAAACCCAGAGACGGGCACCACGUUAUGUGGUGCACAUGGUCAGUGCAACCGGACAUUUACCGAUGACGCUGUGAGUUUCAAGUGCGUCUGUGAUCCCGGCUUCAAAGUUCAAGACAAGGAAAUGUGUGAAGAAGUCACCCAACCUGUGUGGGUCAUCGUAGUGGUAAGCUGCGUCUGUGGGUUGCUGCUGUUUGGGUUGCUGUUCUAUCUUGGGAAAAGAGCGGGCCUGUUUGCUUGUGCCCAUCGCGUCCAGCGUUCACCUGGAGACACCUACACAGUUAUUCCACAACCUGAACUGCUACCAAGAAAUGUUGUGGAUUUGGAACUUAAUUACCGCCGUGUGUUACCAAUUUUCUCGGAUGAUCACCCAAGACACAAGAAUGUGGUCGUGCAGCUCUGUCGUUUCCUACAGAGGCACUUGAAGUGUGAGGUGGCCCUCUUGGACUGGCAAAGAACCGUCGGUCCCACUGUCGAGAUGUGGCUGACCAACGAGAUUGAGAAAGCUGACGUUGUCCUGCUGCUGUGCUCCAAAGGCACCAGACUGAAGUAUGAAGCAAAGGCAAAGAAAGAUGACCCAGUGCCCAUAAACUCGGUGAGUGAGUAUGGGGACGUAUUUGUCAAGGCGCUCACCCUACUUGAUGACUAUUUUGGCAGGAGCAGUGCAGACGAGAAGUUUAUUGUCGCCUACUUUGACUACUCUCGCCUCAGUGACAUACCUGUGACUUUCCGUCGCUUUGCCACAUACCGUCUAAUGCAAAGCAUGGAGGGACUCUUUCUUCGGAUACAUGGUAAGGUGAGAGAUAGCCCCCUGUCUAGCAGGCGUGUUCCCAGUUUGGAGAGGUACCAGAAUUUAGAGAUGGGAAGGCCACUGCACAUGGCCAUCGAGUCUAUGAAGGAGCUGAUCCGGGCUGAUGCCUCGUGGUACGAGCACCACAACAGAAGGCCCUGCUCAGAGACAUUGGGAUGCUUCAAAAGUGACCCGUGUGAGCCUACUGAGAGCAGAAUGACAGAAGCACUCUCAUGGUUCUUUGAUGAAAACUCGAGCGGACGAGGGAGCGAUGCAGACAAAUAUGAAGAGCUUUUGUCUCAAUUCGAUAGUGUUCCCCCAAGUACUCAUCAGGCCGAAGGUACUUCCAGAUCAUGUCCAUUAGGACAGGCUGCCAGUUCAUGCAUGCCUGAGGCCAAGUUCCUGUCGGCUGACUCUGAGCUGGUCGUGGACUCUGGGUUUGUAGAUUCUCACGUUUAAGGCAUAUCCAGGGGGUGUCAAAUGAUCGCUGACUGUCAUGAUGUGAGGCAUUCAGUUUUACGUCCAAAGUCUGCACAAUGCUUUAUGGAAGGAGCACAGAUUCCAUCAGAUCUGGGGGAGGGGUGGGGCCAGACACACAACAUGCUACUCAGAGGAGCUCAUCUUCUGAGUUUUGGAUAUAAAAUUUUACAUUGUAAUCAAUCUUCCAUCAUUUUUGUCAUGUAUGUUUUGUUUUGUCGUUGCUGUCUCUUUACUAUACUGUCAUGUCCGGGCAGCAGAAAGACGUUUGUCAAUUAGUUCUGUUGUAUAUGAGAAUGUCAUUAGACUUGCAAGAUGGCUGUUGUGUACGAGGUCUGUGUAUGAUGUAGAGUGUGUGCAUCGUCUCUUGUGCCUAGCUAUGACUCAGUGUGUAGACAGCCGUCGUUCGUUAGAAUGGAUAGUCCUUACAGGUUCUUCUCAGAAGAGAUUGAUUUCACGUAUGAUGUGCCCACAAACAUGCUCUCAGUCUAGCCUGCACAAUUCAAAGUUUCAAAUCUUACUUACAUUAGUUUCCUAAGGCUGGCUUCUUUCUCUUCGCCACUGAGGACUUACCUGUGCAGAGCAAGAUAAGCCUGAUCUUCUCAGGGAAGUUGGAUAUCACUUGUGGUUUAACCAGCGGUGCAUCUGGGUCUUGGGUUUAGGGGGCGGGGGACUAAGGAAAAGGGGGGGUUGUUGGCCGGUGCCUGCAAUUCUUCAAAAAGAAAACUGAAGUUGGCAACGUGCCUCUGGGGAACAACCAAAGGGAGUUUGCUGGCCGGUGCCUGCAAGUCUUCAAAAAGAAAACAAAAGUUGGCGACGUGCCUCAGGGGAACAACCAAAGGGGGUUUGCUGGCCGGUGCCUGCAAGUCUUAAAAAAGAAAACAAAAGUUGGCGACGUGCCUCAGGGGAACAAGCCCCCAGAUACACCACUAUUUUUUGGGGUAUACUGUUUCUUCCUGCUUCUUUCGUACGUAUAUACAUACAAGAGAUGAAGAAUUCUGUCAACCGGCCAAAUGUUCAGUGUAAGAGACAAUUAAUAUUUGGAGAGACUUCAACCUAUUUGAAAAACUCUAAAUUCACGUGCAAAAUGUUUCAGUGGAACAUUUCACAAAUAUAAAAUGUUGAUAUUUUCAGUGCACGAAGAAAAUUCUAUUCCAUGAUUUUUCCCAUUGCCUUAUUUUUUUUCUUAUUUAUCUGACUAACUCUUUCAACUGUUUGACUCCAGGGUCCUCUUGAAGCUUUGUUAACCAAAUCAAAACUUCAUUUUUAAAAUUUGUAUAGCUAUGUUUGGAUUGAUCAGUUUGACUUAGGAUAUUACUUAAUACUAUUAGAAAUUUCUGAACGUUGCCCCGCGUAUUGAAAUAUCUGUGCACAUUGAGGACACCUGGAUUUAAAGAGGUGCCAAAUGAACUGUGUAUUUCACAAACAGUAUUAUGUAAACCUUUUGGAUAAAGACAAAUUAAUUUUUGAAUUGAUGAAUUUCUAAACAGUUAUUUUUGCAUUUAAGUGUUCAUCUGGCAGUUCGAGUGCGCAAAGAUCACAUAUAAUGUAGUUUAUGAUAGAAAGGUGUUUUUUUCUGUGUUUCAUGUCUUUGAAACGGCCAAAGACAAGAGCAGAACAGUCUUUGAAUUUGAUUGUUAUGUAAACAUCAGGAAACCUUGGUAUAAGUUGUCAUAUUUGAUAUAGGCUGUGCUGGAAACCGGCAGGUAUUGGCGAUAUUUUGGGUGCGGCUCGUAUGUAACCCUUGAAGUCUUUCAUGCUACAGUUCCAGUUGGUGACUGCUGGAGGUAUAGGCGUAAACAAAAUUACGUACUGUCACAAAGGUGCUUUAUUAUGACUACAUUUCCAGAAAAUUCUAUUUCUGUAUUUCAUUGUUGGACUUUCAGGGUAUUCUUACUAACUCAGUGUUUGUAUAUUUUGUGCAUUAUUUGAUGUGGUGCAUUUCAAUAGUCCUUUUUGCUCUUGUGACUUCAAUGAAUUCUAGAAGUGCUUACGUGUAUGCUGCAUUUCCUUGGUGUUUUAUAAUUUGUGCAGUUUUUUUUCUCUAUUUAUUCGCUUUAAAUAGGGUCCCAUUUUUUCCUUUUCAUUUGUUCAUCCUGCAGAUUUUGAUUUUGUUUUUUGCCUGUAAAUGUAGUAGUGUCAUCGUGGCCACCGUGAAUUGAAGACGGUUGUAUGGAUGAUGUGUGAAGAAGAUUCUGACUUUCAAAUUCUCGUGAGGGAUUGUACGAAGUGCAGUAAAGAUUAUCUCGAUGCUUUCGAGGCCCUUGAGAAACAAAAUGGAAUCCAGAAAACCUUGCUCUUACAUGUGACACUCGAAGUCAGGGUGUCAUACCGGUGUAUAGACAUUGCGUUUUCCUAACCUCUCGGCUGUGAUGAGGUGGGUCGCCCCCCCUCCAAGCUCUGAGACAGUGGCGCAUCAAGCGGUGGGCAGGGGAAAACUUGCCUGUCCCACGACGGAUAUUUUUACAAGAAUAUUUAAUAGGUAGGAAAGUAAUCGGUAUAUUUAUUUACCUAAUAUAAACACUACCAAAUAAAAGCAAGGAUGUCGGGCCCGCGACUCCCCUGACAUCAUGUUGACUGA
Messenger RNA from Acanthaster planci (crown-of-thorns starfish), 5776 nucleotides. RefSeq lists its product as uncharacterized. Gene Ontology annotation, molecular function: calcium ion binding; interleukin-17 receptor activity. The record is from RefSeq and is a predicted model, not a curated record. NCBI's taxonomy places the organism in Eukaryota, Metazoa, Echinodermata, Asteroidea, Valvatida, Acanthasteridae.